AUGAGUAAACGGAGCGACGUAUUCGACGAAAUUGCCGCUUUGGCGAAGGAACGCAUUAUGAUCAUUGAUGGCGCAAUGGGAACGAUGAUCCAACGGGAGCACCUAGAAGAGCAUGAUUUUCGAGCGGAAGUAAGCGUAGUUCAACUUUUCUCAUAUAGUAGGAGAGGUAGUUGCAAGAAGGUAUCUCAAGAUUGUUGUAAUUAUUAGAU
Strongylus vulgaris is the source of this 209-nucleotide messenger RNA. NCBI's taxonomy places the organism in Eukaryota, Metazoa, Nematoda, Chromadorea, Rhabditida, Strongylidae. The record is from the annotation of a GenBank genome assembly.